CGGGGAGGGGCGGUGCUUCCGCCUGCGCGAGGCCGGGCCGGGCAGCUAGGAGGCUCCCGGCGCAGUCGGGAAGCCGCGCUAGGUGUCGCCGGCCGCGCGGCCAGAUGAAGGGGGCGAUGGAGCUGGAGCCUGAGCUCCUGCUGCAGGAGGCCCGCGAGAAUGUGGAGGCAGCGCAGAGCUACCGGCGGGAGCUGGGUCACCGGCUUGAGGGGCUGCGGGAGGCGCGGAGGCAGAUCAAAGAAAGUGCAUCACAGACAAGAGAUGUUCUCAAACAGCAUUUUAAUGAUUUAAAGGGAACCCUUGGAAAGCUCCUGGAUGAGCGAUUGGUGACCCUUUUGCAAGAGGUGGACACCAUUGAACAGGAGACCAUUAAACCACUAGAUGACUGCCAGAAGCUCAUAGAACACGGAGUCAACACUGCAGAAGACUUAGUCCGAGAAGGUGAGAUUGCCAUGCUUGGUGGUGUGGGAGAAGAGAAUGAGAAACUGUGGAGCUUUACCAAAAAGGCCUCGCACAUUCAGUUGGACAGCUUACCAGAAGUACCUUUACUGGUUGAUGUGCCUUGUUUAUCUGCUCAGUUGGAUGACUCAAUUCUUAACAUAGUGAAAGACCACAUUUUUAAGCAUGGAACAGUAGCAUCUCGCCCACCAGUACAGAUAGAAGAACUAAUAGAGAAACCUGGAGGCAUCAUUGUACGAUGGUGUAAGGUGGAUGACGACUUUACAGCCCAAGAUUACAGGCUCCAGUUUCGUAAAUGUACUUCAAAUCAUUUUGAGGAUGUAUAUGUAGGUUCUGAAACUGAAUUCAUAGUAUUGCACAUAGACCCCAACGUUGAUUAUCAGUUCAGAGUCUGUGCCCGAGGAGAUGGCCGACAGGAGUGGAGUCCUUGGAGUGUUCCCCAAAUAGGUCAUUCCACAUUGGUGCCUCAUGAGUGGACAGCUGGUUUUGAGGGAUACAGUCUGAGCAGUCGAAGAAAUAUAGCACUCCGGAACGAUUCUGAAUCAUCAGGUGUUCUCUACUCCAGAGCUCCGACUUAUUUCUGUGGACAGACAUUAACAUUCAGAGUUGAAACUGUGGGACAACCAGACAGAAGAGACAGCAUAGGAGUGUGUGCAGAAAAACAGGAUGGAUAUGACUCUCUGCAGCGGGAUCAAGCUGUGUGCAUUAGUACAAAUGGUGCAGUUUUUGUCAAUGGAAAAGAAAUGACGAAUCAGUUACCCGCAGUUACUUCUGGGUCCACUGUCACAUUUGACAUUGAAGCCGUGACUCUAGGAACCUGCAAUAAUAAUGAAGGUGGGCACUUCAAGCUUCGAGUAACUAUAAGUUCAAAUAACAGAGAAGUGGUUUUUGAUUGGUUACUUGAUCAGUCAUGUGGUUCUCUUUACUUUGGAUGCUCAUUUUUCUAUCCUGGAUGGAAAGUGUUAGUGUUUUAGAUGUUUGGGUGCUUGGCUUUUGUUUUCAGGGUUUAACAUAGCUGUCCUCAGCCCAGCAUAGUUGUAAUUCCUUUAAAAAAAAAAAAAAAAGGUUGAAUUCAUCUCUAACUUAGGCCAUUGGAAAUGGAAAGUGUUUACUGGAUUCAUUUUGUAAUAUUUUAGCAAAAAGAGACUUGAAUGUUGUGGACAAAAUCAUAUAAUUCAGUCAUUUUUAUUUUUACCAUACUGUUAAAUAUCACAUCACAGUAAAAAUCAAAUUGGUUUUACAAGUAUGAGAAAAUAUAGAAAGUUCUAUACCCUUCCACUCUACUUCUUAAAGUGUUUAUUAGACCAGGAAAACUUAAUGUAAUAUUAUUUUUUAAAUCAUCAUAAAGGAUCCAAGUCCAUGUAACUCUUUAGAAUAAAACAAGAGGAAUAGAUCAGAUAGAAGAAGCUGUGUAAUGUAUUAAUACAUCCACUCAUGUGCUGUCCACAUGAAUGUGUUGACUGUGCUUUCCAUGUUCGGGUAUUUGUAAGCAGUGUAGAAUUUUAUCCCAUCUUCAAUAAUCUUUAAGUCCCCAAAACAUUAUAGUGUUUUCUUUUUUUUUGAGACGGAGUCUCGCUCUUGUCGCCCAGGCUGGAGUGCAGUAGAGUGAUCUCAGCUCAUUGCAACCUCUGUCUCCCGGGGUCAAGUGAUCCUCCUGCCUCAGCCUCCUGAGCAGCUGGAAUUACAGGCGUCUGCCAUCACGCCCGGCUAAUUUUUGUAUUUUUAGUAGAAACGGGGUUUCACCAUGUUGGCCAGGUUGGUUUCAAACUCUUGACCUCAGGUGAUCCACCCGCCUCAGCCUCCCAAAGUGCUAGGAUUAUAUGCGUAAGCCACUGCACCAGGCCAAUUUUUGUAUUUUUUAAAUGCUUGACCAAGUGUCUAUAAUAGGCAAGUAGUACCUUUUGUUCUUUCAUUGCAAUUUGAUUCAGUAUAGGCUACAGUAUUUUUACAGGGUAAAACUACUUAUGGAAGUAGUAUGCACAGCAGUGUUAGCCAUUUCAUAUGUAUGUAACAUGCACAUGUGUGUAUCCAACCUGCCUGUGACGUGCAUUUUACUCUUUGCAGAGUAUGAGCUGCAGUCCAGUUUAAUGUCAGUUUGAUAAGUGGUCUCUUAGCAGACCAAAAAAAUACAGGAUAAAUACUUAACCUAUUUUUUUUGAAAACUUAAAUUUGUGUGUAAAAUAUUUAUUUGAAGGACUUUAAUAUGUAAAAAUAAUUGUCUUGCUAUGCCAGCCGCUACGGAUUUUAUUUUAAUGUGAAUUAUUUUUUUCAUUUUUACCAGUAGUGAAAAAGUAGAAAAGCAAGUAUGAUAUUUUUGUAAGAUAAUUUAUUUGGGGAUUCAUGUUCCCUGUUAGGCAAUCAUGACCUUUUCUCCUUGUCUUUUUAUGUAUAAGUAAGUAGAAUUUCACUUGUUUAGGGAUUAAGAAGAUGUUCUAGAAUGUACAUACCUUGUCCAGCCAUCAGAAUCAAAAUAAAAAACUAAAAAAGUUCA
This is a messenger RNA of Chlorocebus sabaeus (green monkey), 2950 nucleotides long. It is a transcript of the gene CRLF3, whose product is annotated as cytokine receptor like factor 3. Gene Ontology annotation, molecular function: protein binding. NCBI's taxonomy places the organism in Eukaryota, Metazoa, Chordata, Mammalia, Primates, Cercopithecidae. The record is from RefSeq and is a predicted model, not a curated record.